AUCCAAAGUCGACAUAUCGUCAAUCACUUUUUACACCUUGUAGAAUGUAGAAUAGACACUUUUUGAUAUACUAUUUAAUACGGACUAUGGUUAACCAUCGAACAAUGGGGUGUCCUUCCUUCGUAUUGGCCAUGCUAUACAUUAGUAUAACUGUAGCAUCAAUUUCAGCAAAUUACGACAUCAGUCACGUCUUCGGAGACGAGUUUAACUACUAUUUUAGAAAUUUCGACAUCGUUUUUGGCGUGCUGAAUGGAGAAAGCGGUGGCUCUGAUUUUUGGACGGGGACAACAAGCGGCCGAGAAAUGGCGCACUACCCAAUUAAUUCUUCAGAGGAAGUAAUAAAUCCUCAAUCUCAAGCCCGUAAAGAAGACGAAUCUUUAAAAUCUUCGGAGAAGGAUCAGUCUGGAAAGAGCACGUUUUGGAACCAUAUCAAAAAUGAGAAAACGCUUAAAAAUGUGACUGUCGCAAUUAUGAUUAAUCUGAGCCAGUUGGGAUCCUUGGAGUCUGUUUUAGAUAACAUUCGUCGCAUUCUUUCCGAAAUAGGGGAUCGGCACGAAACAAACUUGAAACCCUAUUUCGUCAUCGCUUGGCAAAAUCCUCUCACUGAGAAGGAAGAGGGGGAAGUAAUUUCGAAAAAACCAGGCGUGACUGCCGGAUUUGACAUUGACAGUGAUGUAUACUUUACGUUUCUGAAGUGUGUUGAUCCAAAAAUUAAUGCGAAGAUUUCCAACAAUGCGUCUGAACAAAAUCAGACUCAAAAAAGUACUACGAGUCGUGGUCCCUUUAUCGUACAAAUUCCUACAAAUAUCACCACUUGUAGCUCGGAACUUGCAGAAAUUCGGAUUGUAGAAUUUUAUUCGAUAAAGAAUGCGUCCUUCAUUGAGCUCGUUGAUCUUCAGCGGGGAUUGACCCUGGUUCAGAAAGUUAUUCGAAGAUCCAACUUUAAAGCAGCUCCUUUGUCGACGGUAGCAGGUACAUAAAUUUACGUUACUUUACUAAAUAAGAAUGGUUGUCAGAUAUACGAAUUAUAAUCAAAAAUUCUCAAUUAUAUUUCAUGGCUGGACUUUCUCCGCUGACUUUGCUGUUGACCAAUGUCUGUCAGCGCACGGAUAUCCAUUUAGAGCCAAGUUUAGUCCGAAAAACGAUUCAUUUGAAAGUGGCUACGAAGCCGACCAAGUCAAGUUUCUGGGAGAAUCGUUCAAUCUUUCAAUCGUGGUCAGCGUUGGUACUGGAUGGUUGGCUCUACGAAAUAAUACUUUAUCAGGGAUGGGACAACAGAUUAUCUCUGGUGAAGCAGACAUUUCCAUAUCUGCAUCUGAAGUGCUGCCUUAUCGGGCUCGAUAUAUUCAGUUUUUGCAUCCAACAUAUUACACAAACUUGUGGGGCUUCUUCGUUCAACCACCGUCAAGUUCCUUCCGAGACAUUUUCAUCAAUGCAUUCACCCGUGAUCUCUGGCUCACAAUGUUGUCCACGUGGAUUCUCAUUGUGCUUGCCAUGUUUGCAUUGUCCAUUGUGAAGCGACGACUCCAAACGAUGCAUGAAAAUGAUUCGAUAUUAAUUCAGGAGCUAAUUAUUUGGGCGGCAGGUGCAAUAUGUCAGCAAGGCUGGCACGUGUGUCCGGAGUCCACCUGCAUGAAAAUCAUUUUCAUCUUCGCCCUUAUCACCGGUUUAGUUUCAUAUGUUGCCUACUCUGCCGCCCUGGUCUCCAUUUUAUCGGUGAAAGUAAUGCCGAUCAGAAAUUUGGAUGACAUCGUGAAUCGCGGGUACACUAUUUUUCAGGAUAAUCAAACCAUCAACGCGAUGUAUGUUAUCCAGAAAUUAGAAUCGGAAGGAGUAAUUCCAUGCAUCCCGCAAGAAAAAAGGUCGAUAAGGUCCGAGGUCGCUCUCCCCAAAGUGCUCUCUCCCAACGAACAAUCCGCCUUCAUCGGAGCGUCGGACUUCUUCUAUCCAGUGGCGAAAGAAAAAAUGAACGAUACCGCGAUUUGUAAUUCCAUUUCUCGCGUUCCUAUCGGGGGGCGACCAAUUCGAGGAGGCAGUUUCAUUCGUAAAGGGUCACCUUUCAAGGACUUUUUUAAUCAUCGACUUCUCAUAAUGUAUGAACGUGGAAUAAGGUACAGACUGUUAGAGACAUAUUUUCGGCAAUCGGCUGUCAUGUGUUUGGAAAAGACGGGAUCGACAAAGGACCCACUAGGAUUUAACGACGUAUAUACGGCCUUCAUCAUUCUUAUCUUGGGCUAUUGUCUCAGCCUCUUCAUCCUUGUCCUGGAACGGAUCUUUCCCCCGACACCUGGAGGCAACAUCCUUUUCCUCUGCUCCAAAGCCAUCUUGGCGAGCAUUGGAUUUAAUACGAGCAGAAGUACUGGAGGUGGUGACCCCAUUUCGGGUAAAGAACCCGUUGUUACUACAACUGGUGGAUAUUAUGGAAAGUUUUAAAAACUAGAGUACUUAAUUAAAUUAAUAAUUUAACUGCAUUUGCAAUUUUGGUUGGGAAAUAAAGCAUGCAAGAUAUACAUAAAUUGGUAAACUUGAAUUUCAUGAAGCUGUGUCAUUCAUAAA
Molecule: messenger RNA, 2556 nt
Organism: Folsomia candida
Lineage: Eukaryota; Metazoa; Arthropoda; Collembola; Entomobryomorpha; Isotomidae
Product: glutamate [NMDA] receptor subunit 1
Exons: 12
Coding region: 1006-2433 (475 amino acids)
Cellular component (GO): membrane
Molecular function (GO): ligand-gated monoatomic ion channel activity
Source: RefSeq, a predicted model, not a curated record